Hibiscus syriacus is the source of this 2630-nucleotide messenger RNA. Its product is annotated as probable receptor-like protein kinase At4g39110. The transcript has a single exon. Gene Ontology annotation, biological process: protein autophosphorylation. The record is from RefSeq and is a predicted model, not a curated record. Gene Ontology annotation, cellular component: plasmodesma; plasma membrane. The coding region runs from base 16 to 2619 and encodes 867 amino acids. Gene Ontology annotation, molecular function: ATP binding; transmembrane receptor protein tyrosine kinase activity. Lineage: Eukaryota; Viridiplantae; Streptophyta; Magnoliopsida; Malvales; Malvaceae.
CAUCCAGGAGGAAGGAUGGAGAUAGAAAAGAACCCGAGAAAUUCGGAAACCGGCCGUUUUCUAUCCUCCAUUUUGUCAUCACUGUCGCCACCAUUUUCAUCAUCAUCGACGAUGACAAUCCUCCUGGUGUUGUUGUUGUUGUUCUUUAACGUCUUCGAAUCAUGCUCCGCCGUGAGCGGCGCCGUUUCCUUCACUCCGGAAGACAACAUCCUCAUCGACUGUGGUGCGGGUUCGCGGCCGGAGCUUCCCGAUGGGAGAGAAUUCAAGACAGAUAAAGAAGCUUCCGACUACUUGAAAACCAAGAAUGAUGUUCGAGUAUCUGUCUCGGCUCAUGUUCCUUCACCUAUAUACUUGAACGCCAAGGUUUUCCCUGAAGAAGCAACGUAUUCGUUCUCCUUGAAACGACCCGGUUACCAUUGGGUACGCCUCCAUUUCUUCGCGUUGAAAGAUAACCGGUACGAUCUCCGGCGAUCGACAUUCUCGGUGACGGCGAAUCGGUAUGCUCUGCUGCACAACUUCAAGAUCAAUAAUAACUCGAUUCCGAUCCUCAAGGAGUACUUGUUGAACAUGACUGAUCCUACGUUUACUCUCAAGUUUGAGCCUAUGAAUAAUUCGUUCGCUUUUAUAAACGCGAUCGAGGUCGUUUCUGCGCCUGAUAGCUUGAUCGCCGACGAAGGGACUUCCCUUCUUUCUGUCGACAGGUUUUCCGGUUUAACAGGGCAUGGAUACCAGGUUGUGUACAGGGUGAACAUGGGGGGACCUUUGAUCACUUCGAAGAAUGAUACACUUGGAAGGACAUGGAUACCCGAUGCUGCUUUUCUCGAAGACAAGAAUUUAGCCAAGGAAGCCUCGACCUCGGUGAAUUCGAUCAGAUACCCCUUGGCUGUCACGCCAUUGAUCGCACCGGCAAUUGUUUAUUCAACUCUUACCGAGAUGGCUGAUGUGCACGUCCCGGCCAAUGUCUCAUGGAAAUUUGACGUUGAUAAAGCUUUUGAUUAUUUGCUUAGGUUGCAUUUUUGUGACAUUGUUAGCAAGGCACUCAAUGAUCUGUAUUUCAAUGUUUACAUUAAUGCUAAGAUGGCGAUUUCCGGGUUGGACUUGUCAAGCUUAAGCGGCAGUAGGUUGGCCGUCCCGUAUUACAAAGAUAUCGUCGUGAACGCUUCGUUCUUGGGGGAUGGAAUAAAGGUUCAGGUCGGUCCAUUGAAUCACAUUAACUGGAAGAGUAAUGCGAUCCUUAAUGGCUUGGAGGUGAUGAAAAUGAGCAACUCGGCCGAUAGUUUGGAUGGGGAGCACGGUGUUGUCGGCGGAGGGUCCGAACUGUCCCACAAUGACACGGUGAUUGUAAUCGGCUUCGCGAUGGCGUUGGGUGCCUUUGUGGGUCUCGGUGCAAUGGUCUAUAAAUGGAGGAAGAGACCCCAAGAUUGGCACAAGAGGAAUAGUUUUUCUAAUUGGUUGCUCCCACUCCAUGUAGGACAUAAUAAUAUCCCCUUGAACAAGGGCAGUGGUUCUCAGAAGAGCAACCUUUGCUCCGGCUUAGGUCGACGUUUCACUUUGGCAGAGCUGCAAGAAGCAACCAAUAACUUUGAUUCGAGUGCGAUAAUCGGUGUUGGUGGAUUCGGCAAUGUCUAUUUAGGUACCAUCGGUGAGGGGACUCGAGUUGCUGUGAAGAGAGGGAACCCACAAUCUGAACAAGGUAUCAAUGAGUUCCAGACAGAACUCCAGAUGCUGUCGAAGUUAAGGCACAGGCACUUGGUGUCACUGAUUGGUUACUGCAAGGAGAACGACGAAAUGAUCCUAGUUUACGAGUACAUGUCGAAUGGACCUUACAGGGAUCACUUGUACGGAAAGAACUUGCCACCAUUAUCGUGGAAGCAAAGGCUGCAGAUUUGUAUCGGAGCCGCUCGUGGACUUCACUACCUUCACACCGGUACCGCACAAGGGAUCAUUCACCGUGAUGUUAAGACCACCAAUAUUUUGCUCGAUGAUGCCUUUGUGGCCAAGGUAGCUGAUUUCGGUUUGUCAAAAGACACACCCAUGGGACAGACUCAUAUUAGCACCGCAGUGAAAGGUAGCUUCGGGUACUUGGACCCCGAAUACUUCAGAAGCCAACAAUUGACAGAAAAAUCCGACGUCUACUCAUUCGGGGUAGUUUUGCUUGAAACCUUGUGUGCAAGGCCUGCCAUUAACCCACAAUUGCCAAGAGAGCAGGUUAACUUGGCUGACUGGGCAAGGCAAUGGAAGAGGAAGGGUUUGCUCGAAAAGGUUGUCGAUCCUCAUAUAGCAGGUUCCAUCAAUCCGGAAUCAAUGAAGAAGUUCGCCAACGCCGCUGAGAAAUGCUUGGCCGAAGACGGCGUCGACAGACCUUCGAUGGGGGAUGUUUUGUGGAACUUGGAGUACGCCUUGCAACUGCAAGAAGCAUUCACAGAAGGCAAGAUGGAGGACGAGAGCAAGCCAUCGGAAGCCAGCACCGCUUCUCAACCCUCUAUCUUGGUGUCAUCCGCAAGUCCUCCAAUCGAUAACAACCAGGAAGACAACAAGGGUCCAGGUGAAGUUCAAGCCAUUGAUGAUCACUCAGAAAAUGCAAUGUUUGCACAAUUUCAAAGCCUGAAUGGCAGGUAAAACAGUAGACA